AGGGACGUGAGAGAGAGAAAUAGAAUUUUGUAAAGUGUUUUGUAAAUCUCGUACAAAUUCUAUAAAAGAGGCUCCAGUGGACGUAAGUAAUUUGCUGAACCACUUUAAAAUUGUCUCGUGUGAUUUUUGGAUAGGUCGGAGGCACAACAUUAGCGUGUAUGGGAUGAGGGUCAGGGUUGCCCUUGCUGAGAAGGGGAUCAAGUAUGAGUACAGGGAGGAAGACUUGAGGAACAAGAGCGAUCUGCUUCUCCAGAUGAAUCCGGUUCACAAGAAAAUCCCAGUUCUCAUCCACAAUGGGAAACCGAUAUGCGAGUCCUUAAUCAUUGUUCAAUAUAUCGACGGGGUCUGGAACGAUAAGUCUCCAUUGUUGCCCUUUGAUCCUUACAAGAGAGCUCAAGCUAGAUUCUGGGCUGAUUUUAUUGAUAAGAAGAUGUAUGAUACUGGGAGGAAACUCUGGAGUACAAAAGGAGAAGAGCACGAGACGACAAAGGAGGAGUUACUUGAAAUCUUUAAGACUUUGGAGGAAGAGCUUGGUGAGAAGCCUUACUUUGGGGGUGAAACAUUUGGGUUUAUGGAUGUUGCUUUUGUAACUUUCUACAGCUGUUUCUAUGCAUUUGAGACAUUUGGAGAAUUCAGCAUGGAGGCAGAGCACCCCAAGAUUAUUGCAUGGGCCAAGAGGUGCAUGCAAAAGGAGAGUGUCGCCAAGACUCUUCCUGACCAGCAGAAGGUCUACGAAUUUGCCCUGGGUAUGAGGAAGAGGUUUUUAGGAGAGUAACAGUUUGGUCCCAACAUUGAAGUGCUACCCGUAUGUAUUUGCAGUGUUUAGGAUGGUUUUUAUGUGUGUUUAUCAAAAGAGCAGUAUCUUUUAUCAUAAAUAAGAAAGACACUUCGUUGUGUCCUCUAUAUGUUAUUGAUGAAAUCGUUCUUUUUGUACCGUUUGCGCCGUGCACUAGUUUUGUUGUAUUCGGUGGAAUGAUUAUCUUGUCUUCUUUUUGAA
Molecule: messenger RNA, 997 nt
Organism: Carya illinoinensis
Lineage: Eukaryota; Viridiplantae; Streptophyta; Magnoliopsida; Fagales; Juglandaceae
Product: probable glutathione S-transferase
Exons: 2
Coding region: 164-775 (203 amino acids)
Biological process (GO): glutathione metabolic process
Cellular component (GO): cytoplasm
Molecular function (GO): glutathione transferase activity
Source: RefSeq, a predicted model, not a curated record